Messenger RNA from Alligator sinensis (Chinese alligator), 1794 nucleotides. It is a transcript of the gene PLPPR2, whose product is annotated as phospholipid phosphatase related 2. The transcript has 8 exons. Gene Ontology annotation, molecular function: phosphatidate phosphatase activity. Bases 1 to 1158 code for a protein of 385 amino acids. NCBI's taxonomy places the organism in Eukaryota, Metazoa, Chordata, Crocodylia, Alligatoridae. The record is from RefSeq and is a predicted model, not a curated record. Gene Ontology annotation, biological process: phospholipid dephosphorylation; signal transduction; phospholipid metabolic process.
AUGGAUGUCGUGGGGGAGGACGGUCGCAGCCUCGGGCCGGGUCCCGUCCCUCCCCGCAUCAAGGGCAGCUGGGGUGGGGCGCUGGGCAUCCUUGCAGGCACCGUGCUGUUGGCCUACCAGCUGGAGUUCACCGACACCUUCCCAGUGCAUGAGCGGGGCUUCUUCUGCCACGAUGGCGCGGUCGCCAAACCCUACCCAGGCCCUGAGGCUGCCAGCCGGGCUCCCCCCCGCCUGGUGCAUGCCCUUGUGGCUGCUGUGCCCACCUUGGCUAUCCUGGUUGGGGAAGUUGCUGCCUUUGUGCGCCAGCCCCGGUGGCGCCGGGAUGAGGAGGAGACAAUCGUGUCAGGGGCCUGCUGCGCCUUCACCCCCCUGCUGCGCCGCCUUGUGCGCUUUCUUGGUGUCUUCUCCUUCGGGCUCUUUGCCACAACCAUCUUCGCAGGCGCUGGGCAGGUGGUGUCGGGCACACAGGCCCCACAUUUCCUGGCCGUUUGUCGCCCCAACCUCACAGCACUCGGCUGCCACCUGCCUGGGCCACGCUACGUGGCUGCUGCCUGCUCCGGGGAUCCCGUGCUUGUGAGGGCUGCGCGCCGUGCCUUCCCCUGCCGCGACGCUGCCCUGGGCGCCUAUGCCAGCGUCUAUGCAGCUAUGUAUGUGACCCUGGUGGGCCCACGGGGCUCCCGGCUGGCACGGCCUGCGCUGUGCCUGGCACUUCUGGCUCCCGCCUUCCUGCUGGGCGUUGUACGUGUGGCAGAGCACCGCAACCACUGGGCUGACGUCCUGGCCGGCUUCCUCACUGGCACCGCUGUUGCUGCCUUCCUGGUGACGUGUGUGGUGAACAAUUUUGGCAGCCGGCUGGCAGGGCGCCAAGGCCGAGAAUUGGGGCCAGUGGGGGGUGAGGCUCCAGCCAUGGUCUCACCGUGCCCCCACAGCCCCCUGGAGAAGCUCAGUGUGGCCCAGGGAGUCCGGCCUCCACUGGAUGAGCCAGACUUCACCCUCUUGACCCGGGGGCUGGAGCGGCAGCUGCGCAUAGUCCCCCCCGGAGGGGCCUACCCAAUCCCGGAGCUGGGGCCAUCUCUGUCCCCUGAGGCCCGGCUGAGCCUGCUGCUGACACCCCCCGACGUGCUCCUGGCUGCCCGCUCUGUCACCAGCCAAGUCUGACCCCCUGGUAGUGGGGGUCUCGCUCGGGGUGGGGGGGCAGCAGGGGGUAAGAGGCUCCCAGCUCCCCUGGCAGGUCAUGCACCCAGGCAGCAUGUAAUAGGGGGUUGGUCUGGAAUGAGGGGGCAGCUCUGGGUCGGAGGGGACUGGUUACCCCCCCAGAAAGAGGGGGCUGGGAAACUUUGGGGGGGUGGGGGAGGGCAUGGGCACCUGUGUGCCCCAGAUGCCUGGGUUCCCUGUGUGAGUGUGGGCAUCCCUGCUGGAGACAGCAAGGAAUUGUGGGGUGGGGGGGACAGCAUGGGUAGCUACCCCCAAGCCUGGACUCUUCCUCCAGAAGCUCAGGGUUGCUGGGAGGAAAGGACGGGGCUCUUCAAGGCCCCACACACUUGAUUCCACCUGUUUGGGGGACUUGGUGGAAGUGGGGACUGGAGGUGCUCAGGCCUGUUCCUCAGCUGAUGUAAUAAAGCCCAUGUUUGUAACCGUGCCCAUCUGCCUGCUGCCUACUUCCUUCGAGGGGCACCACAGACCCCCCUCCAACCUGCAGCUCUGCUAGAACCACUAGCUCCCAGCCCCAUUGUUCCCCUUAGCUGCCUUCGUACUUUUCUGCCACCCUUAAACCCCCAAGGCCUUUUCCAUCCU